UAUAUAAUUUAUUCAAUAUGAAAAUGUACAUAAUAAAUGUAAACAUAAUAUCCAGGUAGUACCUGACAUCAUGUCCAUCCGGGUCUGGGUCCAGUCUGGGACAGUAAGCAGUGCCAGCUGCUGGAGGCCACCCUCCUGCAGGCAGCCUCCUGUACUCUCAAGAGUCUUUGGGUAUCUCUAGGCCUUGGUUUCCUCAUCUAUAUAGUAAAAAUAUUAAUAGUGGUACCCACUACACUAGUGUGUCCACGAGGAUGUAAAUGACUUGAUGGGCAUAAAACACUUAGAAUUGUGGCUUGCACUCAUCAGGGGGCUUGGUAGGUGUUACUUAUUAUCAUCAUGAUUAUGAAUACUUGAUGAUGGUAACGUGCUAUUCACUAAUUAUAAUAAUGGAACAGUAGUAAAGCACCUAUAGUAUCUAGUUACAUAAGUAAUGUUAUUCAUUAUAAUUCAUAUGCAUUGUAUAUUGUCUUAUAUAUUGUGUAUCACCAUGUUUGUUAUUUUAAAUGCAUAAUAUAUUACAAUUAUUGUUCACAAUACAAUGUAAAUACACAUUGAGUGUACAGGGGGUAGAUGCUCAGAGGUCUGAAUUCAAUACUCACUCACUCACUGUGCCACUUCCUGGGUGGGACUUUCAGCAAGUCACUCAAACAUGUGGUGCCUCAGCUUUCUCACCGGCAUGAUGGGGACGUCAAUAAUAGUACCCACUUCGGAGGGACCCUGCAGGUGGUUCAAUGCCCUCACCCAGAGCCUGGCACAGAGAAGGCACUCUGAGUCGCUACUAUUAUGGAAUCAUAAUUAGCAGGCCCUGUGCUAUCUGGGCACUGCACUCACCUCUCACAGGCCACGUGCUGUGUAUGCCUGUGAGAGUCUCAGUGUCCCAGGACCCUGACCUGGCUCCUCUCUUGCUCUCUUCUCCCUCCCCCGGGUCUUCUUUCUGUCCUCCCACCAGGACAUCCAGGCCCGCUCAGCCUCCUGGAAGACAGACAGCAUGUGUUCCACUGAGGCCGGCAGUCGACCAGAAAAUGUGAGGAAGAACCGCUACAAAGAUGUGCUGCCAUGUGAUCCUGAUGGCCUGUCAGGAGAUUGAAAAUGGGCGGAAAAAGUGUGAGCGUUAUUGGGCCCAAGAACAGGAGCCACUGCAGAUUGGGCUUUUCUGCAUCACUCUGACAAGGGAGACAUGGCUGAAUGCAGACACCACGCUCAGGACCCUUCAGGUCACCUUCCAGAAGGAAUCCCGCUCUGUGUACCAGCUGCAGUAUAUGUCCUGGCCAGACAGAGGGGUCCCUAGCAAUCCCGACCACGUGCUCGCCAUGGUGGAGGAAGCCCGGCGCCUCCAGGGAUCUGGCCCCAGCCCCCUCUGUGUCCACUGCAGCGCGGGCUGUGGGCGAACAGGUGUCCUGUGCACCCUGGAUUAUGUGAGACAGUUGCUCCUGACCCAGAUGAUCCCACCUAACUUCAGCCUCUUCAGUGUGGUCCUCGAGAUUCGGAGGCAGCGGCCUGCAGCCAUACAGACAGAGGAGCAGUACAGGUUCCUGUACCACACAGUGGCUCAGAUGUUCCUCUCAGCGCUCCAAAAUGCCAGCCCUCACUACCAGAACCUCAAGGAGAAUUGUGCCCCACUCUACGAUGAUGCCUUCUCCCUCCGGACUUCCCACACCCUUCCUGCCACAGCCCGCCCAUCUGGCGGGGUCCUCAGGAGCAUCUCGGUACCCGGGCCCCCGGGCCUCGCCAUGGCCGACACGUACGCUGUGGUGCAGAAGCGCGCGGCCCCCGCGGGCACCGGGACAGGGGCGGGCGCGCGGGCGCGCGGCGCGGAGGAGACGCCCCUCUACAGCCAGGUGAUGCCGCGCGCCCGGCGGCCCCAGGCGCACGCGGAGGACGGGCGCGGGCCGCUGCCCGGCCGCGUUCCUGUUGACCAAAGCCCAGCAGGGCCUGGCGCCUACGAGGACGUGGUAGAUGGAGCUCAGACUGGUGGGCUAGGCUUCAACCUGCGCAUUGGAAGGCCUAAAGGACCCCGGGACCCGCCUGCUGAGUGGACCCGCGUGUGAGUGCAGCGCCCUUGCCUGCCUGUUGGGUGCCUGGUCCACGUGGGUUCCUGGACUGCUGAGGGCCGUGCUCUACUCUGUGACGUGCUGGGAAUGGGGUUGCUGGGCUGAAUCAAAAUAAAAGUUUCUCAGUGUGGAAAAUA
Delphinapterus leucas (beluga whale) is the source of this 2188-nucleotide messenger RNA. The record is from RefSeq and is a predicted model, not a curated record. NCBI's taxonomy places the organism in Eukaryota, Metazoa, Chordata, Mammalia, Artiodactyla, Monodontidae.